This is a messenger RNA of Leptonychotes weddellii (Weddell seal), 2493 nucleotides long. The record is from RefSeq and is a predicted model, not a curated record. Lineage: Eukaryota; Metazoa; Chordata; Mammalia; Carnivora; Phocidae.
CCAGCAGCCGCCGCCACCACAGCCCGCCAAGCCUCAGCAGGUCAUCCAGCAUCACCCUUCACCCCGGCACCACAAGUCGGACCCCUAUUCAACUGGUCACCUCCGCGAAGCCCCCUCCCCGCUUAUGAUACAUUCCCCCCAGAUGCCACCGUUCCAGAGCCUAACCCACCAGUCACCACCCCAGCAAAACGUUCAGCCUAAGAAGCAGGAGCUGCGUGCGGCCUCUGUGGUCCAGCCCCAGCCCCUGGUGGUGGUGAAGGAGGAGAAGAUCCACUCACCCAUCAUUCGCAGCGAGCCUUUCAGCCCCUCACUGCGGCCAGAACCCCCUAAACACCCAGAGAGCAUCAAGGCACCCGUUCACCUGCCCCAACGGCCUGAGAUGAAGCCUGUGGACGUCGGGAGGCCUGUGAUCCGGCCCCCUGAGCAGAACGCACCCCCACCAGGGGCCCCCGACAAGGACAAACAGAAACAAGAGCCGAAGACGCCAGUUGCACCCAAAAAGGACUUGAAAAUCAAGAACAUGGGCUCUUGGGCUAGCUUGGUGCAGAAGCAUCCCACCACCCCGUCCUCCACAGCCAAGUCCUCGAGCGACAGCUUCGAGCAGUUCCGCCGCGCAGCCAGGGAGAAGGAGGAGCGCGAGAAGGCCCUGAAGGCGCAGGCCGAGCACGCCGAGAAGGAGAAGGAGCGGCUUCGGCAGGAGCGCAUGAGGAGCCGAGAGGAUGAGGACGCGCUGGAGCAGGCCCGGCGGGCCCACGAGGAGGCGCGGCGGCGCCAGGAGCAGCAGCAGCAGCAGCGGCAGGAGCAGCAGCAGCAGCAGCAGCAGCAGGCCGCCGCCGUGGCUGCUGCCGCCGCCCCCCAGGCCCAGAGCUCCCAGCCCCAGUCCAUGCUGGACCAGCAGAGGGAGUUGGCCCGAAAGCGGGAGCAGGAGCGGAGGCGCCGGGAGGCGAUGGCAGCUACCAUUGACAUGAAUUUCCAGAGUGAUCUAUUGUCAAUAUUUGAAGAAAAUCUUUUCUGAGAGCACCUAGGUGACUUCUUUGAUUUUCUGGCGAAACGUUGACUCUCCAUAGUGUUAGGGGCGGCAGUGGAGGCGGUAGCAGCGGCAAGGGGGUGGCUCCGGGCCUGGCCCUCCUGCAUGCUGUGCCCGGGGCAGGCCUGACGGGCAGCUGAGGAUCGCAGAGCCUGUCUGCCUUACAGCCAGCCGGACGUCCCGCCACCCACCACCCCCUCACAGGACGUCGGCUCAGAGCACGCCUCUCCACGAGCAAGUGCCGGCCAGAUCCAAGCCGCGCGUCCCCGCGUGCGGGGCAGAGGUCCUGCUCUCCGCCAAAUGUCUACACAGUAUACACAGGACAUUGUUGCUGCCGCCACCGUGACUGGUUUUCUGUCCCCGAGAACGUGACGUUCGUGACGUCCUGCCCACCAGGAGUCCUUCCCCCACACCCCAGCCACUACCGCCCGCUCCCAGGAGGCCAGGGCAGGCCCGAGCGAGCUGGAGGCGGGCGAGGGCGCCGGCCCACCCCCUUGCUGGCACUGACUUUGCCUUGAACAGACCCCACCCCUCCCCUCCCCCCACAAGCCUUUAAUCGAGAGCCGCUCUCUGUAAGUGUUCGCUUGUGCAAAAGGGAAUAGUGCCGUGGAGGUGUGUGUGUGUCCAUGGCAAUUUGGAGCAAGGUGACUGUCACACGCGCGUGUGUGGGCCGGCCUCGCCCAGUGAGUGAGGCCACCAACCAAAGUCAGUUCCUUCCCACCUGUGUUUCUGGGUUGUUUUUUUUUUUUUUUUUCUAUAUAUAUAUUUUUUGUUGGAUUCUAUUUUAUUUUUAAUUCUCUCUUCUCCUCCAGACACAAUGGCACUGCUUAUCUCCGAAAUGGUGUGAUCGUCUCCUCAUUGAGCGGCGGCUGCCACCGCGCUGUGGGUAGUGUGUGACCGUGGCUGUACUGUGUAGUGAACAUAGUUGGCAUAUCUUUGUUUGAAGUUUGUUGGUGACUCCACCAAACUGGUGUAAAAAAACUCAAAAAAAAAAAAAAACCCACAAAAAACAAAACACACAAAACACAAAAAAAACUGCCUAUAUUUUACUCAGUUUCAAACUUUAUUAGUCAGUUUUUAAUUAUAAAGCCAUGUUUUCUUUUCCCUCCCCACCCCCGUUUGUUUUUAAUGUCAGAUCUGUGUGUUUUUUUUUUUUUUUAACCAGGAAAGGAAGGGCCAGGGGAUGAGGCAGGCACCGGGGGCUGGGGGGCCACAGACCCCUGAGGGAGAGGCUCCCCACCCAGCCUGACCAGCCGGCUGCCCCUUCCCCCACCCCCCCCUUUUUUUUAAUUUUAUAAUUGGAGCCCUUGGUGAGGUUACGUGUGCCAUGAGAUCCCACUCUACACCACGACGCUGGUGCCUCAGUGUUGGCCAAACUCUGGAGUCACUGACUGGUUUGACUUUCAUACGGUGAAUAUGCAUUUGGUCUGUACUGAUCAUGGAAUAAACACAUCUCUCUUUUUUAA